Molecule: messenger RNA, 2495 nt
Organism: Fomitopsis serialis
Lineage: Eukaryota; Fungi; Basidiomycota; Agaricomycetes; Polyporales; Fomitopsidaceae
Product: T-complex protein 11-domain-containing protein
Exons: 8
Coding region: 100-2142 (680 amino acids)
Source: RefSeq, a predicted model, not a curated record
GGGCGGGCGGCCUGCUACCAUGUGUUCCUCCUCCCCUAAAUAUGCCCUCCAUCUUCCCCGGCCUCUGAUCCUCCUCUCCGCCCAGUCCCUCUACAUCCCAUGGACGACCUCGCCCAUGACUUCCACCCCCUGAACCGCAAGCGCAAGGCUGACCAGGACGACUGCCAGUCCUCCCACUGCCAGACACAGGAUGGCGCGCCCUCCGUCGAGGCCGCCGCCCCCGAGUCCAUGCUCGUCGACCCCGCCGCGACGCCCCGCUCGGACUCUGACGUCGGCAUCGUCCCCGCCUGGCAGCAGCCACUGUCCGCACCACCACCCGCCCACCCCUUCCCCCGCCCCAUCCUCACCGCACGUAAGUUGAUCCGUCGUUCACGUACGCACGACACCCGCGACACGGGCAUAGUAUCUGCUACCGAGCCGGGCCCCAGCAGGGGCUCUCUCCUUCGAAUAUGCACCCUGCCUACCACUCCCCGCCCAUCCUCCUCUGUCCCUGUGUCGCCCAUUGAGACCUUUUCUCCCCAUAUACCCUCACACCAGCCACCCAUCAACCGAGAUACGUUGAAGGAACUGGAUUUAGAAGCCAUCCUCCGCAAUCCCCAGCUACGUGCGUCACGACCUGCUCUUCGACUCGGGCUGCAGUUCCGACCGACGUCCAGCCGGCGGAAGCGCGACAUGGCGGAGAACUACUGGAUUGCGAUCGUGCGCGAGCUCGAGUGCGGCUGCACCUGCUUCACCGUGGACGCGCACGGGCGGCCGUGCGAGCGCAUGUGCAUCUGCAGCUCGCUGCCCAUACCCACCGGCCGUCCGAUCUGCGCGUUCGCGCACGACAACCGCUGCACCGUCCGCACGCCCUCGCGCAUCCGUCCCCUUCUGCUCGAGCUUCUCGAGGUGCUCGUGUCGAUCAUCCAGCCGGUCAUGUCCAAGGCGACAGGCCUGUGCGUGCAGCCGACCGCGCUGCAUCCACAGUACCAACAGAACGUCGCGCAUGUGGCUCUUCUCCGGAGCGUCCUUGACGCGGAUCUGAUCCAACAGGAGAUCGACCACGGCCUGUUUGACCCCUCGGGUGUUUUCCAGACCAUCGGGGAUAUCAUCCGGUGCCACUGCGCGCCGAUGCGCGACGGUGCGGUCGACCAGAUGGUCGCGCUCGCGAAGUCGUGCGCGCCGGGGGGCGGUGGGAGCAAGGUGGAAGCCGUGCGCGCGAUCCGGCUGUGCUUCGAGAUCAUGGAGCUCAUGAAGCUGGACGUCGCGAACCACCAGCUGCAGACGCUGCGGCCCUAUCUCGUGCAGAGCGCCGCGCAGUACGAGCUGAAGACGUUCCACGAGAGCAAGGAAAACGGCCGGCUCUGCAUGGACGUCACCCGCCAGUGGCUGCGUGCCGCGCACGGCGAGCUCGCCACCCGCUCGGACUCGUUCGCUCUCAACGCCCUCCCCUCCACUUCCUUCACAAAAUUGCCGCGCCGGACGCAGAUCGACGUCGCCGUGACCGCCGGGCUCGUCGACCUCGUCUUCAACCCGCCACCGCGCGGCUCCAGCUCCUCCCCGCCCCCGCCGCUCGCCAGAUACCCCGAGACGCUCUAUCUCGACCAGGCGCGCAUAUCGAACUACUCGAAGGACGCGGCAGACUUCGCGGCGCUGUACAUGCUCCUGCUGCUGUAUCGCCAGCUCGUGUUGUCCGGCCAGCAGCAGGGCCACGUGCGCCUCAGCCCCGACGAUCUGCUCAAGCUCAAGAAGGAGAUCUGGGAGGUCGGGCCCACGCACCUUGGGCUCUGCUUCCGCCCGCCGCGAGACACGGGCCCGCUGUUCGUCCUCCAUACAUCCAUCGCCACGCUGUCGCAGCCGCCAUCGGCGCCGAGCGUCGCGAAGACCGCCACCCCCGACGCCCAGCUGACGAAGCUCGCGACGAGCUGGGCCGGGUCGAAUCUGCGCGCGGACGCCUCGCUGAGCACGCUGAUGCGCCGGCGCGUGCGCGACGCGGUGCUCAGGAUCGCGCUCCCGAUCGCGCCGGGCUUCCUCGCGGACGCGGCGGGUGCGGGUUCCUCCGCUAGCAUGAACGCCUCCACUUCUACGACCACCACGAGUCUGACCGCCGCAGUGGCUCCUGCCGCGCCCAUGGCCGCACCCGCGACGAUCGUCACGGACUAGGCUGGCAGCUUCCUUCCCGAGUGCACUUCGUUCUCGUGUGUCGCUUGUUGUUGCUUGCUUCCAUUCUUCGCUGCGUCUGCGUUGCGCGGGCGUGUUGGUCGCCCCCACUGGCCGUGGUGCCCCCCUCACCCUCCUUCUUUACCCAUUACCCGUGCAUUAUCCCGUCUGUUUCUGGCUUGUCCCCCCAUACCUUUUCUCCUCUCAUAUUCCCUCUCCUCGCUUUGCUCUCUCGCACUAGUCCUAAUGAUUCCGUUGACGACGACAUGUAAUUACUCUUACAAGUUACAAGCAGGAAAUAAUGCCGAAGAAGUUCACAACGUCUUUUCCAAUGCAAUGCGAGCGUGGUCUGGCUC